Molecule: messenger RNA, 1856 nt
Organism: Eutrema salsugineum
Lineage: Eukaryota; Viridiplantae; Streptophyta; Magnoliopsida; Brassicales; Brassicaceae
Product: F-box/FBD/LRR-repeat protein At5g22660
Exons: 3
Coding region: 271-1674 (467 amino acids)
Molecular function (GO): protein binding
Source: RefSeq, a predicted model, not a curated record
AUUGUUUUGCGAUCGCUUGAUUUCGAUUUCGCUUCCGCUAGAUUCAUCGAUGUGAUCGAUUGAUUUCGGUUUUCUAUUUCUAUAUGCUUUUCCGUAUUCGUAUGAAUUUUCCGUGAUUUAGUAUCUAUAUGUUCGUCUCUUCGUGUGCUCAUAUUGAAUUUCGAUAAUCGAAUUUGUUAACGUGGAUGUGGAUUUCGUAUAUCGUUAUCCAAAUUUCCGUAAAAAAUUCCAAUUUGAUUCCGUGAUACAGACAAGGUGUGUGAGAAGAAGAUGAUUGAUUUUCUAACGGAGAAGCCAGUGAGUAGUAAAAGAGAAGGUCGUAGACAUGGUGGAGAAGAUCGAAUAAGCUUAUUACCUGAUCCACUUCUUUGUCAGAUACUCUCGAAUCUUCCUACAAAAGAUGCGGUCAAGACAAGUCUUUUGUCCAGUAAAUGGAGAUAUAUUUGGCUUUCGAUUUCCGAGUUGGAACUAGACGACGAAGAGUUCGCAAACUCCGACUCAUUCGUGAGUUUCGUCGACAGAUUCAUCGAUUUCUCCGUGGAAUCACCUAUUGAGAAGCUCAAGCUCAAGCUCACUUCAAAGAGGGAGAAAUGUAGCCCAUUUGCUAUCAAUUCAUGGGUCGACGCAGCGGUCAAGCGUAAUAUCCAGCAUCUCGAGAUUGAUUAUGCUAAAAGAUAUUUAGGGUUUGAGCUUCUUUCUACAGACAUCUUCAUCUGCCAGACUCUGGUUUGCUUAAGACUCCGUUUCGUGGCCUUGAACGAUUUCGAACGUGUCUCUUUACCUCGUCUUAAAACCAUGCAUUUAGAAGAAGUCAGGUUCGUGAAUCACUUGGCUUUAGAGACCCUUGUCGCGUCUUGUCCAGUUCUUGAGGAUCUGAGCGUAAUUAGAAGCCAAGAUGACGUCAAGGUCUUACGAGUUUGCUCUCAGACUAUAAACAGACUCAUUCUGGUUCUUGAUGUUGCUGAACUUCACCGUAACCGUUGGGCAAAUAGUGACGUUGUGAUUGAUGCUCCUAAACUCAAGUAUUUGAGUAUUAAAGACAACCAAUCGACAAGCUUUACUAUAGUAAACAGCUUGUGCUCAUCUGCUGAGGUGGAUAUUGCUGUCGAUUUCAAUGUGAAAGAUGUUUUAAAUAUUAAUGACUCGGGAAAGAGAAGUAGCAUUGGUUGUUUUCUCGCAAGGAUCUCGAGUGUCAGGGAUAUGACCAUAUGUUGGAAAACUUUCAAGGUUAUCCGUCACUACUGUAAAUUAGAACCACUACCUCAGUUUUGUUACAUGUCCCAGUUGCAUGCUAAAAUCUUUGCUGUGGAUUUGGAAAUGUUGCCAGACCUUCUCGAGAGCUGUCCGAAUCUCAAAUACCUCGUCUUGGAACUGAAUGGUUCCAUUAAGAAGGAUGAGCAAAUGAGCUUCUCAUCUUCUGUGCCUUUGUGUUUGCGAUCAUGUCUAGAGCACGUGGAGAUGAGAAAACCAAUUAGUGGAUUUGGAGUAGAAAUGGAACUAAUAAGGUAUUUCCUUGAGAAUUCAACAGUCCUCAAGAAACUUACUCUGCGUCUGGGUUGUCCUAGGAUGAAACAAGAGUCUAUCAUCUUCAAGGAACUCCUGGGAUUCCGAAGAUGCUCUAGCGCGUGUGUAGUCGACGUUGUUGGACUCGAAGAGACAUUGAUGAAACUAUGAUUGAAGAGAUUGUGUUUCAACCAGAGUCUGCUUUUUGUCUCAAUCUUUGGGUUAGAUUAUUCUCACCAUUGUGUCUGUGUAAUUAUCAUAUUCUCUUAGAGAUGUGUAGGACUCUAAAGAUUUGUAAUUUAGUGCUGUUAAGACACUGAUAUUGAUGGUGGACAUCAGGUUUCUGUUUUAAA